This is a messenger RNA of Penicilliopsis zonata CBS 506.65, 189 nucleotides long. RefSeq lists its product as hypothetical. The record is from RefSeq and is a predicted model, not a curated record. The transcript is spliced from 4 exons. Gene Ontology annotation, molecular function: structural constituent of ribosome. Gene Ontology annotation, cellular component: ribosome; cytosolic small ribosomal subunit. NCBI's taxonomy places the organism in Eukaryota, Fungi, Ascomycota, Eurotiomycetes, Eurotiales, Aspergillaceae. Gene Ontology annotation, biological process: translation. Bases 1 to 189 code for a protein of 62 amino acids.
AUGGGAAAGGUUCACGGAUCUCUUGCCCGUGCCGGCAAGGUUAAGGCUGCUACGCCCAAGGUCGAGAAGCAGGAGAAGGCUAAGAACCCCAAGGGCCGCGCCUACAAGCGUGUCCUCUACACCCGUCGGUUCGUCAACGUCACCCUGACCGGUGGCAAGCGCAAGAUGAACCCCGCUCCUUCUUCUUAA